This is a messenger RNA of Chenopodium quinoa (quinoa), 546 nucleotides long. Its product is annotated as ankyrin repeat-containing protein ITN1-like. The coding region runs from base 1 to 546 and encodes 181 amino acids. The record is from RefSeq and is a predicted model, not a curated record. The transcript has a single exon. Lineage: Eukaryota; Viridiplantae; Streptophyta; Magnoliopsida; Caryophyllales; Amaranthaceae.
AUGGUUUUCAAGGAGGCACACGAACAAUUGAUGAAAGACGGAGAAGCAUGGAUGAAGACUACAGCACAAUCAUGUACAGUUGCCGCGACACUGAUUGCAACAGUAGCGUUCAAUGCAGGACUUAAAGUUCCUGGUGGUGAUAGCAAAGAUGGCCUUUCCCAAUUUUUUAAUGAUACUUCCUUUGGUGUAUUUGCUGUGGCAGACGCUAUAUCUCUAUUCUCUUCGGUCACUUCCAUACUAAUGUUUUUGUCAAUCCUAACAUCGCGUUACUCAGAAGAUGACUUCCGAGUUGCACUACCAAGGGGGUUGGUUGUUGGAAUGAGCAUGCUUUUCAUUUCCAUAAUAAGCAUGAUGAUAGCCUUCAGCUCAGCAAUCUACCUUGUGUUCGGUUAUCUGAGGGCUCGAAUUGUGAUUCCGGUGGGUUCGAUCCUUGUUCUGCCAGUAACCUUGUAUGUGCUGUUGAUCCCUCUCUAUCAAAUAAUUACAAGGUCCAAACUCAUUGGACCUGGACUUUUCGGCAAACAAAGUACCCGCAUACUUCACUAA